This is a messenger RNA of Gadus chalcogrammus (walleye pollock), 1035 nucleotides long. RefSeq names its product endothelial PAS domain-containing protein 1-like. The transcript has 8 exons. The annotation marks the transcript as partial. Gene Ontology annotation, molecular function: RNA polymerase II transcription regulatory region sequence-specific DNA binding; protein dimerization activity; DNA-binding transcription factor activity, RNA polymerase II-specific. The record is from RefSeq and is a predicted model, not a curated record. Gene Ontology annotation, biological process: regulation of transcription by RNA polymerase II; cellular response to hypoxia. NCBI's taxonomy places the organism in Eukaryota, Metazoa, Chordata, Actinopteri, Gadiformes, Gadidae.
AUGAAAGCUGACAGAGAAAAGAGAAGGGCGAUCAGCCGCGAUGCAGCGCGGAGUAGACGGAAGAAAGAGGCUGACGUGUUCACAGACCUAUCGCACCUCCUGCCGCUGUCGCCCGACUUGGUGGCUCACCUGGACAAGCCCUCGGUCCUGCGUCUGACCAUCAGCUACAUGCACACCAGCACGUUGCUCACAGACUAUACUGCCGGUAGCUGUACGUCUUGGAGGGACCCGGGGAGUUACCGAUGCGCGUGGUCUGUGGGGGAGGAGGAGGAGGAGGGUCUGAAGAAGAGCAGAGAGGCCAAGCUGAGGAGCUGGGGGCUGACCGAGGGGGAGGCUGAGCUUUACCUGGGGGUCUCCGAGGGCUUUCUGCUGGUGGUCUCCACCAAGGGAGACAUGGUGUUUCUGUCUGAUAAUGUCUCCAAGCACCUCGGCCUGACUCAGGUGGAUCUGAUUGGACACAGCUUGUAUGACUUUUCCCAUCCUUGUGACCACAAAGAAAUUGGAAAUAACCUCCGCACAACAGGUGUGUGGGUGUGGGACUGCUGUUGGGCUGUCGAGAGAGACUUUGUCAUGAGGAUGAAGAGCACUUUGACACACAGGGGGAGGACCACCAACAUCAAGUCUGCAUCUUGGAAGGUCCUUCACUGUGAGGGCCGCAUGAAGGCGUGCAUGUCCUCCUCCUUCCCCUACUUCUCCUCCACCCCCUCCUCCACCUCCUACCUCCUCCUGAGCUGCAAACCCCUGCUGCUCUGCCACCGGCUGGUCAUCACACACACCUUCACCAGCCAGCACCGCCUGGACCUGCGCUUCACGCGCUGCGACAGCAGGGUGAAGGCCCUGCUGGGCUACAGUCCUGAGGAGCUGCAGGGCCGCUCCCUCUACCAGCUGUGUCACAUGCUGGACACGAGCCGCCUCAACAGGAGCCACCGCAACCUGCUGUCUAUGAGCCAGUCGGUGAGCGGUCAGUACAGGAUGCUGGUGCGGGGCGGGGGCUACGUGUGGGUGGAGAGCCACAGCGCCCUCCUCAGGCCCGCG